Impatiens glandulifera is the source of this 1053-nucleotide messenger RNA. Its product is annotated as grpE protein homolog 2, mitochondrial-like. Lineage: Eukaryota; Viridiplantae; Streptophyta; Magnoliopsida; Ericales; Balsaminaceae. Gene Ontology annotation, molecular function: protein-folding chaperone binding; adenyl-nucleotide exchange factor activity; protein homodimerization activity. The transcript has 6 exons. Bases 98 to 913 code for a protein of 271 amino acids. The record is from RefSeq and is a predicted model, not a curated record. Gene Ontology annotation, cellular component: PAM complex, Tim23 associated import motor. Gene Ontology annotation, biological process: protein import into mitochondrial matrix; protein folding.
AAGGUUUCUUCAUAAACAGAGUCGACAGGCGGAAGUCACGCUGAUCGUUCUUCUAUCUCUUUUGCGAUUGCGUUUGCGACCCUAAUAUCUGUUAGAGAUGUCGUCGCUAUACAGAAUUGCUAGAACAUUCUCGAGGAAGUUUUAUUCAACCUGCCGGAGCUACCCUUUGGUCCAAGCCAGUUGGCGCCACAACCAACAAUACCUUAAUUUUGCUCCUUCCAAUCAUAUUCGCACAUUUAUUGAUUCUCAGAACAAGGGAUUUGAAUUUUCGUCAUGGGCAUUUAAUGGAGAGAUUACAGUUGCUGCAAAAUCAAAUGAUAAUGCAGAAGAAUCAGACUCUGAGCAGGAGCAGGAGGAGGAGGAGGAUAUGGUGAAGCUUGUUUCUGAAAAGGAUGAACUUCUGAUGUUAAAGCAGAAAGAGAUUGAGAACAUGAAAGAUAAAAUUCUUCGUACAUUGGCAGAAACAGAGAAUGUCAAGGAGAGGACGAGACGGGAAGCAGAUAACACGAAGAAAUUCGCCAUACAGAAUUUUGCGAAAGGUUUAUUGGAUGUUGCAGAUAAUUUGAGUAGAGCUUCUUCAGUUGUAAAAGAAAGUUUCUCGAAAAUUGAUGAAUCUAAUAAUGUGAAUAGUUCUGGAGCAAUCACCCUUGUGAAAACAUUACUUGAAGGUGUUGAAAUGACUGAGAAACAGCUUGCAGAGGUGUUGAGAAAGUCGGGAGUAGAGAAAUUUGAGGCGAUAAAUGAGCAGUUUGAUCCUAACAGGCAUAAUGCUGUGUUCCAAGUGCCUGAUGCUUCUAAACCACCUGGUACUGUGGCCAUAGUUCUCAAGGUGGGCUACAUGCUGCAUGACAGAGUUUUAAGGGCAGCUGAAGUGGGAGUGACAAUUGCAGAUGUUGAUCAAGGAACAAAAUAAAGUAUAUGCCAUUUUUAUUCUAUUUGAUUGCUUUAUAGGGGGUGGGUGGGGAAUAAGAGAGGUUUUGUUUCUUUGAUCAAUAAUCACAUGAUGUUAUGUUGGAAGACAAUUUAAUUAUCUGAGGGAAUAUUUGUUGAAUU